Knipowitschia caucasica is the source of this 3204-nucleotide messenger RNA. The record is from the annotation of a GenBank genome assembly. Lineage: Eukaryota; Metazoa; Chordata; Actinopteri; Gobiiformes; Gobiidae.
AUGCAGGUUGUGCACAGCAGGCCACAGCAUCAGGACAGCAGGUCACAGCAUCAGGACAGCAGGCUACAGUAUCAGGACAGCAGGUCACAGCAUCAGGACAGCAGGUCACAGCAUCAGGACAGCAGGUCACAGCAUCAGGACAGCAGGUCACAGCAUCAGGACAGCAGGUCACAGCAUCAGGACAGCAUCAGGACAGCAGGCUACAGUAUCAGGACAGCAGGACAGCAGGUCACAGCAUCAGGACAGCAGGUCACAGCAUCAGGACAGCAGGUCACAGCAUCAGGACAGCAUCAGGACAGCAGGCUACAGUAUCAGGACAGCAGGUCACAGCAUCAGGACAGCAGGUCACAGCAUCAGGACAGCAUCAGGACAGCAGGCUACAGUAUCAGGACAGCAGGUCACAGCAUCAGGACAGCAGGUUACAGCAUCAGCACAGCAGGUCACAGCAUCAGGACACCAUCAGGACAGCAGGUCACAGCAUCAGGACAGCAGGUCACAGCAUCAGGACAGCAGGUCACAGCACCAGGACAGCAGGCCACAGCAUCAGGACAGCAGGUCACAGCAUCAGGACAGCAGGACAGCAGGUCACAGCAUCAGGACAGCAGGUCACAGCAUCAGGACACCAUCAGGACAGCAGGUCACAGCAUCAGGACAGCAGGUCACAGCAUCAGGACAGCAUCAGGACAGCAGGCUACAGUAUCAGGACAGCAGGUCACAGCAUCAGGACAGCAGGUCACAGCAUCAGGACAGCAUCAGGACAGCAGGCUACAGUAUCAGGACAGCAGGUCACAGCAUCAGGACAGCAGGUUACAGCAUCAGCACAGCAGGUCACAGCAUCAGGACACCAUCAGGACAGCAGGUCACAGCAUCAGGACAGCAGGUCACAGCAUCAGGACAGCAGGUCACAGCAUCAGGACAGCAGGCCACAGCAUCAGGACAGCAGGAGAGGACGAUCGCUUGGCCUUAAAGGGAAAACUGACCGUGUCCGACUUGUUCAAGAAGGACUUCAAAGUGCACGACCCCGACGCCAAGUGGAUCAGCGGUAAUGAGCUGCUCUACCGUAAUCGCGAUGGGGACGUUGUCAAGUUCAACGUCGACACCAAUGAGACAACCGUUUUGGUGCACAACAAGAAAUUUGAAAUGUACAAAGCCACCAAGUAUGAAGUUUCUCCCGACCUGAAGCAUGUACUGCUGGCCUACAACGUCGCUCCGGUGUACCAGUACUCGUACACAGCCUUCUACAUUAUCUGCAGCCUGGAGACUCCAGAGACAUGGAACCUGAACCCUCCUGAAGUCAGAAAUGCUCAGCUGCAGUUUGCAGGAUGGGGCCCACAAGACCAGCAGCUGAUCUUCAUCUUUGAGAACAACAUUUAUUUCCGCUCCAAAGUGGAGAGUCGCUCCAUUCGUCUGGUGUCCACUGGAAAAGAAGGCGUGAUCUUCAACGGCCUCAGUGACUGGCUGUAUGAAGAGGAGAUUUUCCACUCCCACAUCGCUCACUGGUGGUCUCCAGAUGGCGCUAGACUGGCCUAUGCAACCAUCAACGACAGUCUGGUGCCCAAGAUGGAGCUGCCCAUGUUCACUGGGACGCCGUACCCUAUGGGGAAGGAAUACCACUAUCCUAAGGCUGGAGAAGAAAAUCCCCUCAUCACUAUUUCUGUGGUGAAUCUGAACGGUCCGCUUCACACCAUCGAAAUGAGGCGCCCGGACGAUACCAGAAUAGGAGAAUACUACGUGACGAUGGUGAAAUGGGCGACAGCGACUAAACUGGCCAUAAACUGGAUGAAUCGCCCACAAAAUAUUUCUGUGCUGACGCUGUGUGAGGCGACCACUGGGGUCUGCACUAAGAAACAUGAAGAUGAAAGUGAGGGAUGGCUGCAAACACAGAAUGAAAACCCGCUGUUUUCCAAAGACGGUCUGAAGCUGUUCUUCACACGAGCCAUUCCUCAGGGCGGACGCGGAAAGUUCUUCCACAUCUCUAUGUCCACUUCACAGGUGAACACCAGCACUGACACACUACAGUCCAUCACGUCUGGAGACUGGGACGUGACGCAGGUCCUGGCCUUUAACGAAGACAGCCAGCUCAUAUACUUCUUGAGCACCGAGGAUGGACCAAAGAGAAGACAUCUAUACAGUGCGGACACCUCCGGCUCUUUCAACCGUCGCUGUCUGACGUGUUCGCUGCCCGACGCCUGUGGAUAUGUGAGCGGUUCCUUCAGCCUCAACAUGACUUACUUCCUCCUUGACUGCAAAGGUCCAGAGAUCCCCUUCGUGUCCAUAUUCAGGGCACAGAUGGAUGAAGACGCACAAGAGGGAGAGAGUAUUGUUGAAGUUCACAGUCUAGAAAACAACCACAACCUGAGGAGGACCCUGGACUCUAUGCAGGUGCCCAUAGUGGAAUACAGGGACGUCAACAUGGACGACUACAUUUUGUCGAUGCAGAUCGUGAAACCCGCAGGCUUCAUGGAAACGUCGCACUAUCCACUUCUUCUGCUCGUCGAUGGGACCCCUGGUGGCCAGUCGGUGUCAGAGCAGUUCCGUCUGGACUGGUCCACAGUUCUGGUCAGCAGCUUUGGAGCGGUGGUUCUGCGAGUGGACGGACGAGGCAGCGGCUUCCAGGGAACAAACCUGCUCCACCGCAUCCAAAAGAGACUGGGCAUCUACGAGGAGCAGGACCAGAGGGACGCCGUCGACUUGAUGUUGAGAGAACCCUACAUUGACAAGACCAGGGUUGGAGCUUAUGGCAAGGAGUACGGAGGCUACAUCACCAGUCUGCUGCUGAGCGCCGGAGAGGGCCUGCCUGUAAAGUGUGGAGCAGUUCUCUCCCCCAUUACCGACUUUGAAUUAUACGCGUCAGCAUUUUCAGAGCGGUACCUGGGCCUUCCAAAACCAGACCCAAGAGCCUACGCGAUGGCCAAUCUAGAACACAGAGCAUCUCAGUUCAUGGACAACAAGUUCCUCAUCAUCCACCCCACAGCCGACGAAAAAGUGCAUUUUCAACACACGGCAAAAUUCAUCGCACGGCUCAUAAAUGCAAAGGCCAACUACACUUUACAGAUUUACCCAGACGAGGGCCACUUCAUCCGCAGUGAGGCCACGCGGCAGCACCUGAGCCAGUCCCUCAUCAAUUUCUUUGAGGAGUGCUUCCGACUGCCUGAGAGCGUGUUCGAGGAGACGCUGGAGGAAGACGCCGAAGAUGAGGUCUAA